CUCAUGCGGUCAUUUGAAGCUUUCUUCAGUCACAAUGGACACAGAAUCUAAACUGCAGCUGAUUAAAACACACAUCCGAGCUUUCCCGGACUUUCCCAAGGAAGGAAUCCUGUUCAGGUUCUGCUCUGAUGGGGGUUCUGUGCCAGGUUUGGAUGCUCGCGGCUUCCUGUUUGGACCUCUGCUCGCCCAGAGGCUGGGCCUCGGCUUUGUCCUGGUCAGAAAGAAAGGCAAGCUGCCCGGACCCACCGUGUCUGUUUCCUACGAGCUGGAGUAUGGCAAGUCAGACGCAGAGGUGCAGGAGGAUGCAGUGGCUGCAGGGCAGAAGGUUCUGAUUAUUGAUGAUCUUCUGGCUACUGGAGGGACCAUGUUCGCAGCCUGUGAGCUGAUGAGGAAGCUGCAGGCCCAGGUCCUGGGCUGCAUGGUGGUUGUCGAGCUCAAGGAUCUGAACGGGGUGGACAGACUGAAACCACACAAAGUGUUCUCUCUGAUUCAGUACUGAGGAAACACCACGCUCCACAGAGAGGACCGGGAGUUAACGUUUCUGACUGAUUCACCUUGUGUUGGUGCUCUGACAGCAGGGCUCGUGUCUGAGCUCUGCUUCACUCCAGAGACUGAAAACAUGUGGGACAAAAGGAAAUGGAGCAUGAAGACAAGAGGUAAACAGGAUUUUCUKUAGAAUCCUAAAUGAAUAAAAACAUACUCCAUGUGUAUAUUUUAUUCUUUAGGAAAGCCUGUUUCCUCUUUAACUUUUUUUUAAAAAGUGACGACUUGUGUUCUGUUUAAAUUAACUGAGCAAGCAAUAGUAAUUGCAAUAUAUUUUUUAUGUUCUUAUCAAACCUGCAUGUUGGAGGAACUCCAUAUGUUGCUGAAAGCAAACACCAGCUUUACAAAGCGAUAUUCAGACAUUUGUGUCUGAGUUAAAUCCUCUAACAGAUGUUUGAAGCUACUCCUGGUUAACAGGAGUGAUGAGAUGCAUCGAGACCAACAUUGAAUAGUUGCUUCAGAGAUUCAUGUGCCAGUUUCAAUCUAAUCUACUUGCACAUGAAAGCAUUUUGUUCUUAAUUCUGGCAGAAAAACUGCUUUGACAUGUAAUUACUUCUUUUAAAGGAAACUAUGCUACAGAUAAAACUGUAAUAAUUAGGACUAUGAUGUAAAAUCAGUUCAUUUAUGAAAUAAAUGACUUGUGUUGCUUUAACAA
This is a messenger RNA of Austrofundulus limnaeus, 1198 nucleotides long. It is a transcript of the gene aprt, whose product is annotated as adenine phosphoribosyltransferase. The record is from RefSeq and is a predicted model, not a curated record. The coding region runs from base 35 to 499 and encodes 154 amino acids. The transcript is spliced from 4 exons. Gene Ontology annotation, cellular component: cytoplasm. NCBI's taxonomy places the organism in Eukaryota, Metazoa, Chordata, Actinopteri, Cyprinodontiformes, Rivulidae. Gene Ontology annotation, molecular function: adenine binding; AMP binding; adenine phosphoribosyltransferase activity. Gene Ontology annotation, biological process: AMP salvage; adenine salvage.